UGAAGCCAGCGUCCAAAUCAAGUUUUUCCCCUUUCAGUACAAAUCAAAAUACUGCUACAUAAACUUCUCCACUACCUUCAACCAUAUCAAUCAACACCCAAUUGAAAUCAAAACCCACCCACCAAUCCAAACCUCUCAAAAUCCUUGCAUGUUCACAAACUUCCCUUUCGGUGUGUUUUUGCAGCUGGAAAAUGACGAGGGCGAAGAUAAAGAUAAAGAAAAUCGACAACAUAACCGCGAGGCAAGUAACAUUUUCUAAGAGAAGGCGAGGGUUGUUCAAGAAAGCUGAAGAGCUUUCUGUGCUUUGUGAUGCUGAUGUUGGUCUCAUAGUUUUCUCAUCUACAGGGAAACUCUUUGAUUAUAGCAGUUCCAGUAUGAAUGGCAUAAUUACCAAGUAUAAUUCGCAUUCCCCUGGCAUUGACAAAUUGGACAGGCCAUCACUAGAAAUGCAGCUAGAGACUACCUCCAAAUUGAGUAAGGAAGUUGCAGAGAGAACCCAAGAACUAAGUUGGAUGAAAGGUGAUAAUCUUCAAGGACUAGGCCUAGAUGAGUUGCAGCAACUGGAGAAAAAACUUGAAAGUGGACUCGACCGUGUGAUUGAGAUAAAGGAAAAGCAGAUGAUGGGUCAGAUUUCAGAACUUCAGAAAAAGGGAAUCGUGUUGGAAGAAGAGAACAAGCAUUUAAAGAAAAAGCUGGCGGAGACGGAGAUGGAGGCUAUGGCUAUGGUGCGUAAAACAAAAAUGCAUUUUUUGAUGGAGUCAAAUAUGGGAAUGCAAGAAGAAGGUGUUUCAUUAGAGUCUACAAACAACGUUAGCAGUUGCAUCAGUGACCCUCCUGUUGAAGAUGGUUCCUCGGACACGUCUCUCAAGUUAGGGUUACCCUUCUCUAACUGA
Messenger RNA from Vigna unguiculata (cowpea), 893 nucleotides. RefSeq names its product MADS-box protein AGL24-like. Gene Ontology annotation, cellular component: nucleus. Gene Ontology annotation, molecular function: protein dimerization activity; RNA polymerase II transcription regulatory region sequence-specific DNA binding; DNA-binding transcription factor activity. Lineage: Eukaryota; Viridiplantae; Streptophyta; Magnoliopsida; Fabales; Fabaceae. The record is from RefSeq and is a predicted model, not a curated record. Gene Ontology annotation, biological process: positive regulation of transcription by RNA polymerase II.